AGGUCAGGCACGAACACUUUAGAAAGAAUUGGAGAGAAGAGAGAGAAAGAGGAGAGAGAAAGAGAGAAGUUUCACUCCAUUUCAAUGGCGGUUAGGGUUUUGAAUUGAUCCCAAUUUUAUACCCAAAAAACCUCAAAUACUUCAUAUUCAAUCUCUUCCUUUCUUUCCCCCUUUUUUUAGCUACUCAAAAACCCUAAUUUCAAUCGUUCUCCGGUAAACAGCAGGCUCAGUGAAGUUUGUGUUCUAGAAGUUUCUAUGGGUGCUCAAGAGAAGUCAUCAAACUCUAAUAAUCCGAUGCAGCGUGUAAAGGUCUAUCGCCUGAAUGACGAUGGGAAAUGGGAUGAUCAAGGAACAGGUCAUGUUACUGUAGAUUAUAUAGAGAGAUCAGAAGAUCUAGGAUUGCUUGUAGCUGAUGAAGAAGAUCAUGAGACUUUGCUCCUGCACCGUAUCAGUGCAGAUGAUAUCUAUCGGAAGCAAGAAGAUACAAUUAUAUCUUGGAGGGAUUCGGAGUAUUCAACUGAACUAGCUCUUAGCUUUCAAGAGACGACUGGUUGCUCCUAUAUAUGGGACCAUAUAUGUAGCGUGCAAAGGAACAUGCACUUCAGUAGUCUUAACAAUGAGACAUUUCAUAGUAUCAACAGUGAUUUGAAGGAGUUGCCCCCUGUUGAGCUUUCUACGCUUCCCUUGAUAUUAAAGACAGUUGUAGAGAGUGGCAUUGCUGAUCAGUUGCGUGUUACCGAACUAAUAUUGCACGAUCAAGAUUUUUUCCGUAAGCUGAUGGAUUUAUUUAGGAUCUCCGAAGAUCUGGAGAACAUUGAGAAUCUUCACAUUAUUUUCAAAAUAGUGAGAGGAAUCAUGCUGCUCAAUAGCACUCAGAUCUUUGAAAAAAUAUUUGGUGAUGAGCUGAUAAUAGAUAUUAUUGGGUGUCUUGAAUAUGAUCCAGAUGCUCCUCGUGUUCACCAUCGAAAUUUUCUCAAAGAGCAUGUGGUCUUUAAGGAGGCUAUAUCUAUUAAAGAUCCGAUAGUCCUUUCAAAGAUACAUCAAACAUACCGAGUUGGCUAUCUUAAGGAUGCCAUUUUGCCUCGAGUGUUGGAUGAUGCCAUAGUUGCAAACCUUAAUUCCAUAAUCCAUUCAAACAAUGCAGUUGUUGUAUCUCUCUUAAAAGAUGAUAGCACCUUCAUUCAGGAUUUGCUUGGAAAGUUGAAGUUACCUACUACAUCUGCGGAGUCGAAGAAAAAAUUGGUGCACUUUUUGCAUGAGUUUUGUACUUUGAGUAAGAGUUUGCAGGUGGUCCAGCAACAUCGUCUAUUUAGGGAUCUUGUCAACGAAGGCAUAUUCGAUAUCAUAGCUGAUGUUUUGGAGAGCCAAGACAAAAAGCUAGUCCUGACGGGGACAGACAUCCUUAUUCUUUUCUUGAAUCAAGAUCCAAAUCUUCUGCGGUCUUAUGUAAUUCGUCAGGAAGGUCUUGCUCUGUUUGGGCUGCUGGUCAAAGGUAUGCUAACAGAUUUUGAGGAUGAUAUGCACUGCCAGUUUCUUGAAAUUCUGCGCAGUCUCUUGGAUUCAUAUGCAUCAGGAUCACAGAGAGAGACCAUUGUUGAAAUCUUCUACGAGAAGCACCUAAGUCAACUCAUUGAUGUUAUAACAUCAUCCUGCCCGACGGAUGGUAUCACACAAACCGUCAGUAACUCUGAGAGCUCCGAUGGAGGAACUGGAAAGCAAAAUAGUUUCAAACCUGAAAUACUACUAAAUAUUUGUGAUCUCCUAUGUUUUUGUAUCGUGCACCAUCCUUACAGAAUAAAGUGCAACUUUCUUCUUAAUGAUGUGAUAGAUAAUGUUCUGUUUCUGACACGAAGAAAAGAGAAGUACUUGGUAGUUGCUGCUGUUAGAUUUAUGAGAACUCUUAUUUCCCGCAAUGAUGAGCAUUUGAUGAACUACAUAGCAAAGCACAAUCUCCUAAAACCAGUUGUUGAUGUCUUUGUUGCUAAUGGAGAUCGCUACAAUCUUCUAAACUCAGCUGUUCUUGAACUGUUUGAGCAUAUUCGUAAGGAUAACAUGAAGAUAUUGCUCAAGUAUUUAGUCGACUCAUUCUGGGAUGAACUGGUCAAGUUUGAAAAGUUGACAUCUAUCCACUCUUUGAAAAUUAAAUAUGAACAGUCCCUAGAUUGUUCAGGAACGAGAAGUGUCGGCAAUCUAUUAGACGACCCUAGGAAACGAGUUGAUGACCGUGGUUUAGAAAAAGAAGAAGAAGAAUAUUUCAAUGAAGACAGUGACGAGGAAGAUUCUGCCUCUGCAUCCGUGACUAAUGCAAGUAGAGCACAGUCUCAGCCGGCCUUGCCUAAUGGAUCUGCUCCAAGCGUCUCACCUGUGAGAUCUGGGGGGCUUGUUGAUUAUGAUGAUGAUGAGGAUGAUGAAGAUUAUAAGCCACCACCUAGGAAGCAAUCAGAUAACUUUGAUGAAGAUGGGUCAGUGGAGUCUUUCCCGUUGAAACGUAAGCUAUCACAGAAAGAAGAGCCAGAGCCAAAAAGGUUGCAGCGAAUUGCUAAAGGUUCAAAGUCUCGAGACAGUGUUUUUGCUGCUUUAUGCUCAACCUUAAGUCAAGCAGUUUUACCCUCAAAAAAGAUGGGUAGUACAGCACAAGAUGGUCCAUGCUCAGAUGGAGACGAGAAAUCUGUCGAGUCCAACCAUGAUGAGAAAGGGAAUUCUACUGAUAAUGGGAGUUCUGAUUUGGAUAAUCAUGGCCACCGUGAACCAAAUGGUCCUAAAAGUUAUUCUGAAAGCAUGCACAGUUCUCCUGAUAAUAGGCAGGGAGGAGACGACUAUCCAUUAAUACCUCCAAAAUCAUCGCCUGAAAUGGCUGUAAAUGGAUCAUGACUCCUCUUUUGAGAUCAUCAUGUCAAUUUGACUCCUACCGUGAUCUACAAGAUAUUGCUUGAGCAUGUGCUUGCUUCAAAUGAGCCCUCUGUACAACUUCGACAUGAGUGAUGAUCUAACAGGCAAUUUGAUUGUUGAAUUUCAUAACUAUUGGUGGAUUGGAGUCUGUACAGUGUUGUUGCAAGCGAGGGGAGAGAUUAGCCACCGUGUUGAGUUUUCUCUUUUGUUUAGCAUUUCCAAUUGCUCCUGUAAAACAUUACAUAGCUAUAGAAUUUUGGUUUCUCCUAUUCUUUGGUUUUAUCUCUACCCCCAACUCCAUCUUCACUUUCCCUAGUUAUGUGCACUUGUAUGCAAUGUAUAGGGCACCAACUUUUGCCCUUGAAAGGUUUAUUCUUCAAUUUAGAGAGAUCAAUGUUGCUUGAGGCCAA
Molecule: messenger RNA, 3299 nt
Organism: Solanum dulcamara
Lineage: Eukaryota; Viridiplantae; Streptophyta; Magnoliopsida; Solanales; Solanaceae
Exons: 24
Coding region: 256-2871 (871 amino acids)
Biological process (GO): protein dephosphorylation
Cellular component (GO): protein phosphatase 4 complex; nucleoplasm
Molecular function (GO): protein phosphatase activator activity
Source: RefSeq, a predicted model, not a curated record